AUGAACCAGACAAUAGUGAAAGAAUUUAUAUUUCGAGGAUUUGAAAUUCAUAAUUAUCACUUGAAAAUGUUGACUUUUAUCAUUUUCUUAAUGGUGUAUACAGCAACAGUGAUUGGGAAUCUACUUAUCAUUGUGCUGGUCUACAACUUUAAGCAUCUCCAUUCUCCAAUGUACAUUUUCCUUAGCAAUCUCUCUUUGUCUGACAUCUUGUUCACGACAAACAUAGUUCCAAAUUUGCUUUAUCUCAUCUUGGAAGACCUAGAUAAUACUAUAUCAUUUAAUGCCUGUGUCUUACAAUUUUACAUUUAUGGUAUGUUAGGUAGCACAGAAUGUUUCUUUCUUACCACAAUGUCUUAUGAUAGGUAUUUGGCUAUUUGUAAUCCACUCUAUUAUCACUCUGUCAUGAACAUAACUCUACAAAAACAACUCAUUACUUUCUCUUGGGUAACUAGCUCUAUUGUAACACUUUUUCCUGUUAUUCUCAUAUAUCAACUACAUUUCUGUGGACCGAAUAUCAUAGAUCACUUCUUCUGUGAUAUUGCACCACUUUUAGAACUUGCUUGCUCAAGCACCACUGCUUUAAAAAUGGAAACCCUUAUUUCAUCAAUCUAUGUGGUUCUAAUGCCAUUUUUAUUUAUCAUUUCUACCUACUUCCGUAUUAUCAAAACAAUCCUCAAUAUCAAAUCUGCCCAUGGAAGACAAAAUACAUUCUCUACCUGUAGUUCUCAUCUGGUAGUUGUGAGCACCCAUUUUUUGACCAUAAUUACUGUUUAUAGCAUUCCAACAACAUCAUACACCUCAUCUGCAAACAAAAUAAGAUCUCUGCUUUACAUUGUGGGGACUCCACUGUUCAACCCAAUCAUAUAUAGCUUGAGGAACAAAGAGGUAAAAAUGGCUCUUCUCCAGUUAAGCUCUUUAAAAACAAACAAUUCUUCUGCCAUUGAGCUUCCUCUAAGAAGAACAAAAAAAUCAAGUGGUCCUCACUUGUUUGGAUGA
Pelobates fuscus (common spadefoot toad) is the source of this 996-nucleotide messenger RNA. RefSeq names its product olfactory receptor 11A1-like. Gene Ontology annotation, molecular function: G protein-coupled receptor activity; olfactory receptor activity. The transcript has a single exon. Gene Ontology annotation, cellular component: membrane. Gene Ontology annotation, biological process: G protein-coupled receptor signaling pathway. Lineage: Eukaryota; Metazoa; Chordata; Amphibia; Anura; Pelobatidae. The record is from RefSeq and is a predicted model, not a curated record. The coding region runs from base 1 to 996 and encodes 331 amino acids.